AGCGGCAGAAGCGCCAGAAGCGGCAGAAGAGGAGGGUAGAAGCUAACGUUAACUUCUGAUAUUUUAACCUUAUUUAACUUAAUAUUCUAAACUUUGUAACCUAAUAUCAAGGUCCACUGGUGCUGUGAAUAAGUGGUCCUGUCGACCUGGUGCAGCAUGGAGGGGCGUGUGGACCAGGUGGCCGAGAUGGAGGCUGAGCUCAGCUCCCUGCAGGCCCAGAUCGCGACACUGAAGGCGGUUCAACAGUCACAGCCGCCCAGCGUCCGACUCGGAGGACGCAUCAGAGACGCCUUGCUGCGUAUGGGUGAGGAGCUGAGAGGAGAGAAGAUGCGGCAAGAAGAGGUGGAGCUCAGCAGACUGAAGGUAGAGCUUGAGGAGUUGGAGAAGGAGCUGAGCAGACAGACCAGGAUGAACGGAGUCACUCUGAUAAACUGCAUCACGGAGACAGUAAAGAGGAGUGAUCGCGGGCUGCUGCAGCGGUUCUGUCUGACAGGUCACUGCUCUGACAUCUUCUUCCAAGUGGAAUUUCAGGUCAGGGAGAGCAAGGAAGGACAGAUGUCGGAGAGGACGAUCAGCAAUCUGCACGUUGUGAUGGACAGCACGGAGCACCGAGACUUCAGCGGCUUUGUGUCUGGAGUGGAGGAGAGGGGGGACCUGCUCAUCUUCUUCAGGACACUCAGGACGUUUUCAGAGAACCUGGACAACCGACGCAGAACAUUCCAGCACUUCCAGGAGAAGUACCCACAAGUGGUCUCUCUCCCUGGAGGCUGCAGGUCAGAGGUCAUGACACUACACCACCCUCAACUUCCUGGUUGUAUCCUAUUGGUCCAUUGGUCAGUGGAGGUGACCAGGGAGGGUGGAGUCACUCCUAAAAUUGACCUGCUGACCAAGAUCCCAGAGACAGCGUUGCAGUUGGGUUCAGCCCAGGCCAUAGAGGGUGCUCCUGAGGCCUUCCACAGCCUGCUGAGGAUUCUGGGAACAGAGGCGGCUUUAGAAAGUCUCAUUAUGGCUGUCAGCACUUAAUGCUACACAACACAUAUACUGUCUGUUCAUACAAUGACUUAAAACACAAAACAUUCUUUUUUAAAUAUAAUCACAAUAUGUGUCUUCUGUUAACCUGUCAGCUGUUACUGUAAUGUUGAAAUAUACCGAGUCUCACCCAGGAGCUGAGUCUCAUCUAGCUGAGUCUCACCCAGGAGCUGAGCCUCAUCCAGGUGUCAGGAGCUUCAGUGUGUACCUGUUGUAACAGCACAUAGGAUCUGUCUGCAUGGUCAUGUUUAGUCUGUGAAACCAGAGAACACCGCCCACAGGAAGGCUGGUCAGCAAACCUUCCGCCAGGAGUCAACCCUGUGUCUGUUCAUAUUCAUGUGUCCAUGUUGUCCCAGAACAUUAAGUUUUUGCUAUUAAAACCUUCAGCGUUCAGGUUUCACAGCCCUCUUCAGGUCUUCUUACAGGUGCACAGUAACGAGACAGGAGAGUGUUGGUCCGAUAGAAAAUCUUUAUUGAAUAUAAAGAGCUCUAUUGAGGUCGCUCUGCUCUUCUCUCAGCAGGGACAGAAGCAAAAAGCUCGUUCAUCAGGAGCUAAAAAAAUAAAUAAUUUAAAUACAAAAAGUCAGACAGCAGUGUCCCCUUUGUAUUCUGAAAUAGUUUUAUCUUCUGUUCUGUACAGACACACACAUUAGAAGAUGCUUGGUAUCACAGUGCUUGUGAUGUUUUCUAAGAGUUAAUAAACCAUCCAUCCUCCUGCCCAGGAUACACCGGCAAAACUUAAAGGCAAUUCAUUCUGGGUCUCUUCAUAUUUUAACCAAAAACAAGUACACCCUUAAUUGUCUACGGUCCAGUUCUCACACUGCCAUGUAAAAGAAGACUAAACCAGAUUCUCCGUUUAGACUGAACAUCAGAUCUGGAUCCGACUCCAGCAUCUGAAGUCAGGUUUUCCCUCAGUGAGGCGAGGUGUCUCCCCUGCCUCAUUAAGUGAAGUUACCUGUAGCAUCACUCAAAUGAGCUCAUCAGAAGCCCAUAGGAAGCCCAUGAGAAGCUCACCAGAAGCCCAUCAGGCUCAUCAGAAGCUCAUCAGAAGCCCAUGAGAAGCUCACCAGAAGCCCAUAGGAAGCCCAUCAGA
This is a messenger RNA of Lampris incognitus (smalleye Pacific opah), 2122 nucleotides long. It is a transcript of the gene cenpp, whose product is annotated as centromere protein P. Gene Ontology annotation, biological process: CENP-A containing chromatin assembly. The record is from RefSeq and is a predicted model, not a curated record. Bases 157 to 1023 code for a protein of 288 amino acids. Gene Ontology annotation, cellular component: chromosome, centromeric region; nucleus. The transcript has 9 exons. NCBI's taxonomy places the organism in Eukaryota, Metazoa, Chordata, Actinopteri, Lampriformes, Lampridae.